AUAGACCUAGAGAAAGCAUACGACAGGGUUCCAAGAGAGGAGCUAUGGUAAUGCAUGAGGAAGUCUGGAGUAGCAGAGAAGUAUGUGAGAGUGGUGUAUGACAUGUAUGAGAGAAGUAAGAUUGUGGUGAGGUAUACUGUAGGAGUGACAGAGGAGUUUAUGGUGGAAGUAAGACUCCACCAAGGAUCAGCUCUGAGUCCUUUCUUGUUUACUGUGUUGAUGGACAGAUUGACAGAUGAGGUUAGACAGGAAUCCCCAUGGACUAUGAUGUUUGCAGAUGACAUUGUGAUCUGUGGGCAGAGCAGAGAACAGGUGGAGGAAAAUCUUGAGAGAUGGAGGUUUGCUCUGGAAAGGAGGAGAAUGAGGGUUAGCCGAAGCAAAACUGAAUACAUGUGUGUGAAUGAGAGGGACCCAAAUGGAGACAUGAGGUUACAGGAAACAGAGAUAAAGAAGGUGAAGGAUUUCAAGUACUUAGGGUACACAGUCCAGAGCAAUGGCGAGUGUGGUAUAGAAGUGAAGAAACGUGUCCAUGCAGGUUGGAAUGGGUGGAGAAAAUUUUCMGGUGUGAUGUGUGAUAAAAGAGUAUCAGUAAGAAUGAAGGGCAAGAUGUUCAAGACGGUGGUGAGACCAACAAUGCUGUUUGGUUUAGAGACAGUGGCAAUGACAAAGAGACAGGAGGCAGAGCUGGAGGUUGCAGAGAUGAAGAUGUUGAGGUUCUCUUUGGGAGUGACAAGGGUGGAUAAGAUCAGGAAUGACUGCAUCAGAAGAACAGCCUAUGUCAGUUGUGUUGGAGAUAAAAUCAGAAAAGCCAGACUGAGAUGGUUUGGACAUGUACAGAGGAGAGAAAUUGAAUACAUAGGUAGAAGAAUGCUGAGGAUGGAAUUGCCAGGCAGGAGACCUAGAGGAAGACCAAAGAGGAGAUUUAUGGAUGGAGUGAAAGAGGACAUGAAGGUCGUUGGUGUGAGAGAAGAAGAUGCAGAAGAUAGGGUUACUUGGAAACAGAAGACUCACUGUGGCAACCCCUAA
Molecule: messenger RNA, 1026 nt
Organism: Austrofundulus limnaeus
Lineage: Eukaryota; Metazoa; Chordata; Actinopteri; Cyprinodontiformes; Rivulidae
Exons: 1
Coding region: 55-1026 (323 amino acids)
Source: RefSeq, a predicted model, not a curated record